Molecule: messenger RNA, 444 nt
Organism: Naegleria gruberi
Lineage: Eukaryota; Heterolobosea; Eutetramitea; Acrasida; Naegleriidae
Exons: 1
Coding region: 1-444 (147 amino acids)
Cellular component (GO): myosin II complex
Molecular function (GO): calcium ion binding
Source: RefSeq, a predicted model, not a curated record
AUGUCUGACUUGACAGAAACCGAAUUUCGUGAAGCCUUCUCCCUCUAUGAUGGUGGUUCUGGUACCAUUCCACACGACAAACUCAACUCUGUCAUCCGUGCUCUUGGUUUUGCUCCAUCAGACCGUGAACUCCAAGAAAUCACCUCCAUCAUUGAUCCUUCACAAUCUGGCAAUAUCAAUGUGAAUAGUUUCUGCAAUGAAAUGCGUAAUAGAUAUGGUAAAUCAUCGGAAUCAGGAAAUGUUGAGGAAUAUAUGGAAAGUUUCCGUUUAUUUGAUCGUGAUCAGGAUGGUUUCAUUCCAGUGGAUGAAUUGAAACAUAUUAUGACUACAUUGGGUGAAAGAUUGUCUGAUAUUGAGGUGGAUGAUUUGUUGAAGGAGGCUGAUCCACAAGGAAAGGGUAUGAUCCACUAUGAAAGUUUUAUCAAGAUGUGUUUACAAAAUUAA